Lachancea lanzarotensis is the source of this 2451-nucleotide messenger RNA. RefSeq names its product LALA0S05e08350g1_1 (gene NOP14). The transcript has a single exon. The record is from RefSeq and is a predicted model, not a curated record. Lineage: Eukaryota; Fungi; Ascomycota; Saccharomycetes; Saccharomycetales; Saccharomycetaceae. Bases 1 to 2451 code for a protein of 816 amino acids. Gene Ontology annotation, biological process: maturation of SSU-rRNA. Gene Ontology annotation, cellular component: small-subunit processome; Noc4p-Nop14p complex; nucleolus.
AUGGCUGGGUCUCAGUUGAAAGAGCUGAAAAAAUCGCUAAAGGAGCAAGGAUUUACGGGCCAGACAAAUGUCAAGAAGGGCUCCAAGAAGGGAAACAAACGACAGGCCCGGGAAUAUGAUCGCGACGAAAGAGCACAGCAGAUUUCGAAGAUUCGUGAACAGUUCAGCCCAUUCGAAUUGAAGAUGAACCGUGAUAAAAGGCCCUCUCAAACUGGUAAAAAUACUGCCCACAAAGCGGCAGGCAAACCUGGUAUUUCGAAACAAAUCGGUGAAGAACAACGGUUAGCGGCCCAUGAGGCUCGUGAGCGGCGCAAAAAUAAGCUUGGAGGCGUUAUGGACCGCAGAUUCGGAGAGAAAAAUAAGGAUUUGACCGAGGAGGAAAAAAUGUUAGAGCGUUUCACUCGUGAAAGACAAGCACAAUCGUCGUCCAAAAAAAAAUCGAUCUUCAACCUGGAUGAUGACGAAAACGAAGAUUUUCCGACCGCUGGCAGCGAGGACCUUUACGGUGGUACAUUAACACAUUACGGCAAGUCGCUAGCGGUGGAGGAUGAUUUCGAAGACGGAGAUUUGGGCCUGGACCAAACCAAGAGAUCAGCAUCUGGUUUUGAAGAUGAGGGGCCGGCCAGGAAGAAAACUAAGGCUGAAGUAAUGAAGGAAGUCAUUGCAAAGUCUAAGUUUUAUAAACAAGAACGUCAAAAGGCGAAAGAGAAGCUUGCAGAGGAGAUUGAGGAUGUUGACGAGGAAUUUGACGAUAUUAUGUCGGAACUAGCUGCCAUUCCAAAGCAAAAAACUCAGAGUAUCACUAAAGAGGAUUCUUCCGACAAACAGUACGAUGUUCAAGUUCGGGAACUGGGCCUAGAGAAAAGAGCUGUCCCCGCAGACCGUACCAAGACCCAAGAGGAGAUCGAUCAAGAGAAUUUAGAAAAGCGCCAGAAACUGGAACAAGCACGAAUUCACAGGAUGAGUGGCAUGGAUGGGAUCGGCGAAGAUGACGAUCAAGGAGUAGAAGAUCUAGGCGACGACUUCUGGGUAGGCGAAAAUUCCGAAGAUGAAGGCGAGCAUGUGGAUAAUGGAUUUGAUAUGGAUGACGUUCAACUGCCAGGUGAUGACAGAGGCAAACAUUUGGAAAAUUCGCAAACUGCCGUUUCGUCAAUCGUCCCCUGUCCACAAACUCACGACGACCUCAUGGACUAUCUCGAAAAUCACAAUUUGCAAGAGUAUCCUUCUUUAGUGAAGGGCAUUAUAAGAGCCUAUCAGCCCAGGCUAGCGGCUGGUAACAAGGAAUUAUUAAGCACUUUUACAGGUGUACUACUGAGAUAUAUUCUAUCUCUCUCUGACUCCUACAGCGAUGGAGACGCAAAAGAACUUGGAGAAACGCAGAAUGAACUUAUAACCAUUUUAAAGUCUAUGGCACAGAAAUACAAUGAUUCUUUGUCACUUACAUGUCAAGAAAUUGUGAACGAUAUCCAUUUGAGGUUCAAGAGCCAGCGAUCUCAUGGUUUACUCGUUUCGGAUUUGGUUUUUUUCACUUUAGUUGGCUACAUCUUCUCAACCUCCGACCAUUACCAUUUGGUCGUGACUCCAUGCAACGUUCUCAUGGGAGAGCUAUUAGAGCAAACAAAACUGAACUCGUUUCGAAACGUCGCAUUUGGUGCAAUCUUAGCAAGAAUAUCCCUAACAUACCAACGGCUAGCCGAACGAUUCGUACCAGAACUCGUCUAUUUCUUUGAAAAAGCAUUGCUAACUUUGCUGCCUAUAAGCAAAAAGGACAGACUCUCUAAAGGUCUUUCUGUGAUAAAAUGUGAUUCAAAUGAUCUCAAAGCACCCUCAUCUAUUUCUUUCAAAGAAUCAGAUGAAUGUACUUUAAGCCUUCGUCUUGUAAGUGCCGAAGACGCUCAAGUCACCGAGAAAGACAAAAUUGCACUUGUUUGUAAUAUUUUGGCAUCUGUGGAUGACGCGGUAUCAAAAAUAUGGAAAAACCUGUCUUGUUUGCCCGAACUUGUUGCUACUUUCGAACCUAUCAUGACAGCUUACCGCCAGCACUAUCCCGACCUGAAGCCGUUGAGUACGCUUGCUGAUAAGUUCAAGAGGCUCGAAACACUCAACGAGCACUAUCCUCUGGCUUUACAAAACCAUCGCCCUCUAAGCAUACCGAUGCAUACGCCCAAAUUCGAGGAGAGCUUCAAUCCUGAGAAGAAGUCUUAUGAUCCUGACAGAACAAGAAGCGAGCUCAACAAAAUGAAGGCUCAAUUAAAGAAGGAUCGCAAAUUCACAAUGAAAGAGAUCAGGAAGGACACCAAGUUUGAAGCAAGACAACAGAUUGAUCAGAAAAAGAAGGAGCAUUCAGAUUAUCAUGCCAGAAUGGCCCGCAUUGUCAAUCAAAUAAGUACCGAGGAAGGCGCUGAAAAGAGCAAGUACGAAAGAGAGAAACGACUCAGAAACAGCAAGUAG